Blepharisma stoltei is the source of this 1081-nucleotide messenger RNA. Lineage: Eukaryota; Ciliophora; Heterotrichea; Heterotrichida; Blepharismidae. The record is from the annotation of a GenBank genome assembly.
AUGUGAGUGGUAGAAGAUUCGUCUAUGAAACUAGAGCAAGAAAGACACGAAAACCCUAACUCCCCCCUCCGUGAGUGAACAAAAGAAUUUUGUUCGCGAGGGGUUUUAAUUUUUUUUAAAACAAUUUAUAUAUAAAUUUUAUAGAAAAUUUUUUUUUUCGAAAUUUUUUAAAAAAAUCCUAAUUUGCAAAAUUGGAGAGCAAAUGCUAAUUUAAUUUAUAAAAUUUAUGUUUCAAAACGCAAUUUGAUUAAAAUUAAAACAGAAUUAGCUCGAGAUUUCGUUAUACUAAUUAUCACUUAUAUAUCAAUUUGUUUUCCUAUAAAAAAUUUUUGUGUGGGUUUUUCGCAAAAAUAGGGAUUUUUCCAAUGGUUUUGUUCGCUCACGAAGGGUGGGAGUAAGGAGUCGCUCAUUGUUUGAAAGGUAAAAGGCAUGUCUGAAUACUUUUCAAUGCUAUCUAUUAUGGAAGUCUCUAUCAAAGAAGGGAAUAAAUACAUAAAAUGGCCUGGUGAUAAGCGGCCUGUCCUAAGCUUUGCGGAGUUUCUCUUAUGUAUAUCUGGGGGGCAAUCUACUUGAGUUAAGCAAUGGUUGUGUUAUGCUAGCGCUUGAGUUGGAAAUGGAGUUUCCCACAAAGUCCAUAUGGCUCGAUCUAUGAAGAAAAAUAACUUUACUGAGAAACCGGGGGUUUUCACCAGGGCUCAAGUUGCUUUAAGGAUGCCUACCUCACAGCUAGCAUGAUACUCAGGAAGUGGGGACCAUAAAUACAAAUCUUUAAUCUAAUCUAAUCAAAGAAUGGUCUUCUUUCUCAGAAAUAUAUAACAAAUUGAUAAUGCACUUUGGUUCAGGCCUAUAUGAUAUAGUAGCAACUUCCGAGUUUGCUCCAAAAUUCAUUUUAUUUUGAGAUAUAAAUUCUUUUGCAGCUUUUAACGAUGAUAAUAUUUUUUCUGUUUUUAUCUUGGAAUUCAAAUGAACUCACCUGAAUAAGUCUUUUAUCAUACUUUCUAUAUCACAUUUGUUUUUUUUAUUUAUUUUAUUUGUUAUAAUACUCCAGCAAAUAUAUGUGCUUAUAUAUGAUAUUUUAUAG